AUGGUGGAGAACCACACCCAAGUCACCUGGUUCUGCCUGCUGGGACUUACAGAGCAGGAGGACCUCAAAGGCAUCUUCUUUGUGCUCUUUCUGUUCAUAUAUUCAGUCACUGUCGUGGGCAACCUGAGAAUGAUCACCCUGAUCCACGCAGACCCACAGCUCCACACACCCAUGUACUUCUUCCUGAGCAUCCUCUCUUUCACAGACUCCUCCUUUUCCACGGUGGACACCCCCAGGCUGCUGGAGAGCUUCCUUGUCUCAAACCAAUCCAUCUCCUUUGCAGGCUGUGUGGUCCAGAUGGCCCUCAUGACCCUCCAUGGUACUGCUGAGUGUCUGCUCCUGGCCAUCAUGGCCUAUGACCGAUUCACUGCCGUCUGCCACCCUCUCCUCUAUCACACUACUAUGUCCCAACGUCUGUGUGUGCUGCUGGUGGUGACCUCCUAUACUGUUUCUGUUGCCAUUUCAGCUUUGCUCACUGUGAUAGAGCUGCCCUACUGUGGCCCCAAUGUCAUUAAUCACUAUUUCUGUAACAUCCCCGCUGUGCUCCAUCUUGCCUUCUCCUAUGCCUACAUCCUGGUGACCAUUUGCCGGAUGAGCUCACUGGAGGCCCAGAGCAAAGUUCUCUCCACCUGUGCCUCCCACCUCAGCAUCAUCUGCCUUUUUUAUGGCACCAUCACCUUCAUGUAUGCUCAGCCAAGCUCUCACAAGUCCAUGGAACAAAACAACAAGGUCAUCUCUGUCUUCUACACUGUGGUCAUCCCCAUGCUGAACCCUCUGAUCUACAGCCUGAGGAAUAAAGAUGUAAAAUAUGCUUUGAAGAGGAGAUGCCUUUGCAAGCUGUCUUCAUAA
Molecule: messenger RNA, 849 nt
Organism: Callithrix jacchus (white-tufted-ear marmoset)
Lineage: Eukaryota; Metazoa; Chordata; Mammalia; Primates; Cebidae
Source: RefSeq, a predicted model, not a curated record